This is a messenger RNA of Notodromas monacha, 1804 nucleotides long. The record is from the annotation of a GenBank genome assembly. Lineage: Eukaryota; Metazoa; Arthropoda; Ostracoda; Podocopida; Cyprididae.
CAAUUUUUUUUUCUUUUGACAGACUUUUCCCACGUUUAGGGUGAAUAAGAAAAACCGUCUCAUUCUCAUGAGAAUCGCUGUUCAAAAAUGAUCAUCACAGUGGGAGAAUUUUACUCCAUCCUCACAGUUUCAUCAUGAAGUCGUCCAUCGAACGGCUUGGAAUAAUUUGGUGCCGUGACAAACGAUUUGGUCAGAUUUUAGUUUUCUUCGGAAAUCCAAGCGCACAUAAGAAAUUAGUAACAUGAAGCAUCAACAUCAGGCAGAAUUUCAUGGAAGCCAAGCAAAAUUUUGCAGAACUAUUGCGCAAAUUGUUCUAGUGUUGAGGUGGUCUCUUGUGCUCUGCACUACUGAGUCACAGGACAAUUACUCAACAGGCAAACGAUUCGUUUCUGUGCACGUGGAUCCUGAGGACAUUGUUGGACUCGGUUCUUUCAUCCCACUUCUGAAUAAGUCCUGCAAAUACAUCGCCCCGUAUGACGUGGAGCCGCAUUCUGCUUGUUUGUUGCCAAAUCCUCGGAUUCAAAUCAGGCGUGUAGGAGUGUCACCUGAUGAAAAAGAGUUGAUUCUUCAUUUGCAUAACAUUCUAAGGUCAAAAGUGGCUCAGGGACAAGAAAAACGUGGCCUGGGUGGUCGUCAACCCCCUGCAGAACUCAUGCUGGAACUGGUCUGGGACGAUGAACUCGCCAUGGUAGCUCAGAGUUGGGCUUCUCAGGGUUAUGACCCUCGGCUGCGUAGUGACCUGAUGCCAAACAAUGCUCAUGAUUGUAACACUUGUCGUAGUGUCCCAAGAUAUGAGUAUGUUGGGCAGAAUGUUGCUUGGACAGGCCAGCCAUGGCAAAAGGACAAAACAUAUUUGCCGAGCCGUUGGGAACAUCACAUACACCAACUUUAUGACGAGGUUGACCACUUCAACCCCAAAUAUGUUCCCAGAUUCAAACGGAGUAAAGGGGAUUGGCACAUCGGUCAUUACACGCAAAUAGUCUGGGGAAAAUCUGCGAAAAUCGGAUGCGGUGCUGCAUAUUACGAUUGCAUGUUUCAAAGCAGAAAAUCAAACCGAACUGCUGUUCCGGGUCAAUGCUUGAAAUACGUUUGCAAUUACGGACCCGCAGGAAAUUUUCCCGGAGAACCGGUUUACGUUACUCCUGCAGCAUCGAAUAACCAGAGCGGGAUGAAAGUGCGGAAAUCCAGGUGCGUCGUGUCGUCGUCGCAAUAUCCGGGCCUUUGCGCGAUGCAGACUUUCUCGGAUCUCUUCUUCGACGUCGGGGCGCAGAUGUCACUGAGGUCGAAGACUAGAUUUGCAAAUAAUCAGCACAAAAGGAGACAAUAUCAACGACGAGUCGCGACGGGAACGAGACGGAAUACGGUCGGGAUCGAGGCCAAUAAUAAUAAGCGUCGUCGCCAAAGGCCGGGGAAAUCAUCGUUGCAGCGUCCUUCAAUUUGGCACAAACCAAAUUUGCAAUCGGGAACAACGAUAUCUGAGAAUGAAGAAACCUGGGCGAAAGUCCGAGAUUUGUCUAGAAGAAUCGACAAAAUUAAUCAGACAAUGACGAGAGCCUCGCGUAAUCGGCAAUUGAUGGGUAUACAUUUGACGAUGAAGAUUUGUAUACCGGCUAAUAAGAUGCCCAAGAGAGUGGGGCAAGAAAAUUGUAGUCAGGCCGGGGAUGAAGAGACGAAGACGAAACUGCGACGAAGCAACGUAAUCAAACACCAGGGUCGGCAGCUAAUCCGGGCUGUGGUAAUCUACCCUGAGUUGCGACGGAGUUUCCCGGACGAAGAUGCUACUAACGCCCAUAUAUGGAAAUGA